Molecule: messenger RNA, 9398 nt
Organism: Pectinophora gossypiella (pink bollworm)
Lineage: Eukaryota; Metazoa; Arthropoda; Insecta; Lepidoptera; Gelechiidae
Product: gamma-soluble NSF attachment protein-like
Exons: 8
Coding region: 123-1145 (340 amino acids)
Biological process (GO): intracellular protein transport
Cellular component (GO): SNARE complex; vacuolar membrane
Molecular function (GO): soluble NSF attachment protein activity; syntaxin binding
Source: RefSeq, a predicted model, not a curated record
CGGUGUACGGUGAGAACUUUAUUGAUUUUAGGGUUUUAUCCGAGUUGAUAUUGAAUUUCGUUUCUUACGUCUAGGUAUAGAAAAUAUUCUUCUAAAUAUAUAGAUUCUUCUUCUUCUAAGCCAUGUCAGGUAAAUUACAAGAAGCACAGGAGCAUUGCAGAGCGGCUGAGAAAUUCUUGAAGACUUCGUUACUCCGAUGGAAGCCGGAUUUUGAUUCAGCUGCGGAUGAAUACAGUCAAGCAGCACAAUGUUAUCGCAUCGCACGCGACUUGAAGAUGUCUAAGGAAUGUCAUCUAAAGGCGUCAGAGUACUACUUGAAGAAUCGUGCCUUCUUCCAUGCGGCUAAGGCGCUCGAAAACGCUAUCAUCGUCGCCAAGGAAAUGGCUACACCUCAGGAGCUAUACAACUUAGCGACGGAGUCGGCGAGCUUGUACCAGCAGCACGGCUCGGGUGACUCCGGGGCUAAUGUCCUGGAUAAAGCUGCCAAAAUUCUCGAGAACAACUCCCCAGAACUGGCUGUCAAACUGUUCCAACAGGCCGCUGAUGUUUCUUCUACGGAAAGCAGUCAACAUCAGGGUGCUGAGUACAUCAGCAAGGCUUCAAGAAUAUUGGUCAAGCUGCAAAGGUACGAUGAGGCAGUGGACAGUCUGCGGCGAGAGAUCGGCUUCCACCAGGAGGCUGGUAACACUGGCGCUGUGGGGAGGCUGACCGUUGCCAUAGUGUUGGUGCAGCUCGCGAGAGGAGAUGCUGUGGCUGCUGAGAAGGCUUACAAGGAAUGGGGCAAUAACUGUGAAGCUCCAGAGAUAGAAACGCUGGAGACGUUGCUCCAAGCUUACGAUGAGGAGGACCGGGAAGCUGCCAAACGGGCCUUGCGUUCCCCCUUCAUCCGGAGUAUGGAUGUUGAGUACGCUAGACUGGCAAGUACUGUGCCGCUGCCCGAGGGCAUUGACCUCCCACCUCGACAGGCUGUUAGGGAGAACGCUGCGCCGUCUUACGUCAGCCCGAACGCGCCGAGCAGCGCAGGUGAUGAGGCAGUCGCGAGUGCGCCGGCGCCGACUAACACAAGUGAGAACAACCACGAAGAAUCUCCAUACGAAACCGUAACUUACGAGAAAAAGACGGACGAUGAAGAUGACCUGUGUUAGACUGAGACAGCAUUACUCGGGUACUUAAAAGGUUGAAAAUAGGCACUUGUGGCUGCACAAGUGUUUUGAAGACUGGAUUGGAUUUAACAACAACCGCUUGCUCUCGAUUCGCACAUUCAAAAGAACUUAGGGCAUUUGAACGUGGCUUAUAAACUGGAUUAUUCCUGUAAGGUUUGGCAGCCCUAACAUUAGCGCUGCAUUUAGAGCCGUGGAUCCCUAGGCUACACCUGUGGCUCCAUUGUGUAGGCCUCUCGGCCUAUCCUUAAGUGCGGCGCUGCCUAACAUAAGGCUUUAAACACGAGGCAUUUUGUUAUUUCGGCGCUUGUUCGAUAAUUGAAUUUAUAUUUAAUGAAGUGGGUGCUUUUUCUUGUUUCUGUCAUGAAUGGUUAGACAAAAACUAAACCAAAAAAUCGACACAAUGUUUAUGAAACAUCAAAUCGAUACAUUUUAAUGGUAUUUCUAUAGAAGCACUCAGUUAUAACGAACAUCGGACUUAUUGUUACAUUCUUAAUAAGCUUCGUUAGUAAAGUCAAAAAGAAAAACGAGGUUUAUUUUAGAUCAUCGUGACUGGAUUAUAUUUCUAGUUUUUUAGACUAGUUUGGAUUGUCCCACUGCUGGGCACAGGCCUCUCCUCUGGGCUUCCACUUUCCCUGUCCCAAGCGAUCUCCCUAAUCCGUCUCAAAUACGUCCAAAAGCCAGAAGGCCAUAUCAAAGCAAUUCAUCUAAAAAGCAAUAUUGCAAUUUGACAUUUGUUAAAUAGCAAUAUUGCUUUUUUUAGAUGAAUUUGAACCGUCUGGUCUCUCCGUCUGCUUCUGCCUCUGCGUCGGCGAUGAAAAAUGGAGUUUCUCUGCGCGAUCGAAUCAGGAACGAGGAGAUCCGUAGACGAACUAAAGUCACCGACACAGCCUAAACAGUGUGGACAGACCCUCAGACCAAUGACCUGAAGGUCACGCUGGAUGCGGGCAGCAGAGAAUCGGUCAGUGAGGGGAGGCCUAUGUCCGGUCCGUUAUUUGAAUAAAACAAGGCUUCCUUUCGCGAUACUCAUUAAAAUGCAUUUAUGUAAUGUGUUAUGGUAGGUAUAUUUUUUAUAUAGUCGAUGUGUGUGCGCUAGAGCGAAAUGGAAGUCAGAACUUUAAACUGAUGUAAUGAGCGAGUACCUUUCCUUUUGCAUUUCGUGCCCAUUAUGGGUGUUUUAAUAUUGUAGGUUUGCCUCAGAUGGCAUUAACUACUUGGCCGGAUAAAUGGGGAGCGCCAAGAAUAAUUAUUCAGUUAACUAUUUGGAACAAUUAAUCGACCCUAGUUAGCCGAUAGUUAUUAGCGCUGAAUGAGGGAAAUCUACGACCACGCCGGCAGGGUCGGUGUCGGGGUUUUGAGGUAUUUGUUGUCGCGAGCUGAUUAGCCGCCUCAGGAUCGUAUAUUACGUCCUUCGUCAUCCCCACCCAUUGUAAAGACAUAAUUAAAGCAAUGCAAGAAAGCCCAAACCAAAAUAUUGCAAAAAUCUAUCGAGUUGGGACUGUCUCCCCUUGAACGACCACAUUGACUUGCAGUUGUUCAGGACCUUAGUUGACAACUUACUAAGCAUUCCACAUCAACCUACUGGUGUUACGUUCCUGGUAGGUUUGCCUUAACUGUACCUAUAUCCUGAGAAAAAGUUCUUGGCCGAAGCAAAGGAAAUACUCUAGGAAGUUUCGAGUUGCCAAAGUAAAUAAUAUCGUGCGAAACGCAUAUACAGCUAAGGGAGCUUCCAUUGCCCGCAUGCGCUACCAAUUGCACUAAUACUACCAUUAACAACAUCGCAAACCACUUCAAUAAAUAAAAUUAUACAUUUUCUCUGACAAAUCGUCUUGGUCUAUGUACCUAUUAAAUUAUAAUGCUUUACUCGUUAAUUAUAGUAUUUGUAAAGUAUAAAAAUAUAUGGUUAAGUUUAUAUAUUGAUAUAUGACGUAUAUAAUAUUUACUAUUAUUAUGUAUAAAGUUAUUUCUUGUAAGUGUAUUGUCCCAAUAAUUUGUGAAGUAGAAAAUGUACUAAUUAGCACAUGCUUAAUAAUUACAUGAGCUAUUUCAAAGAUUAACAUGGCGGCUGAUUCUGUGGAUAUCUAUUUAUAUAAAAUUAAGUAAAUAUACCUUAACAAUGCUGUGUUUAGUGCGUAUAUAAUAUAUUCUAGUGUAUUAGCUGCUAGAUUGUUAGGACAGGGCCUAUUGUGACGAACGGUUGAGUUUGUGUAAUAAUAUAAACAAGAAUAUAGGGCUUAUUACACUUACCUGUCCGACAAGCUAGAUGCGUUAAGGUCACGGUGGUUGCUAUGGUUACUCCCCUCCAACUCCGAUCGAGUAGUUCGUGUAGUCUAAUAGCAAAUCGGCGGGUCGUAAAAAUGGAAACCACGAUCUCGAGCGAGUUGGUAGGGAGUAACCAUGGUAACCACCCGUGACCUUGACGCAUCUAGCCUGUCGGACAGGUAGGUGUAAUAAGCUCUUAUAUAAGCUCAAUCGCGAUGUGUUCUAUUAAACAAAUCGUUCAAGCACCCAUUCGUUGUCGUUUUAGCGUGUAUAUGGGUGCCCCAGAGGUUCACGUGCACAAUGAAAAAUUUGAUGGACGGGCACAUUGGCUACUUACUAGAAACACGACCAUUUUUGUUCAGCGGUAAAAUUCUCACUUUGACUUCCAAGAACUUGUUUUUAUCAUUGAAUUGGCUGUUUUUAUUUUUUCAUCUAGUGGUCCACUUUAUUAGAACUAUAUAUGAAGUAAAAGAAGAGAUUUAAAAAAAGAGAUAGCGACAAUUUAAUGUUCUCUGAAGUACGGUAGAAAAUCUUGAAAGAGGUACAAAAUGAGUCACAUUUCCUACAAGGGGAUGUUUCUAGUAGCCAAUGAAUGAGCCUUUCCAUCAAAUUUUUAAUUUUGAACGUGAACCUUUGUGCCAACCUGUAUAUUAUAUAAAUAACCCCAUUUAUAGUUCUAUACACACUAAAACGUUCACAGCUGUAAACGAUGAUACAUCGAAAUUGAAUUCUUGACGUAGGAUAUAGGAAUCUAAUCGCAAUCGCGCCGAAUGUAAUAAACUAGGGAAAAUAUCUGAUAACGGGAAUACUAUAGAAUAAAAUAUGUGUAUAGAAGAAUAUAUUUUAUUAGAAACCUACAUUUCAGCAGCAGUAGUGUGACGGGAGUAUUCCCACUUGGAAGGCCUCCCCAUUAUCCUGUGCCCAUAUAAAUUAGCUUUUGCCCGCGACUUCAUCCGCGUGGAAGGAUUUUUCCCGCUAAUUUCCUUUCCCAUGGGAAUUUCGGGAAUUCUUUUCUUAGUGCACCUCUACGGUACCUAAGCUACGUCCCUUCCAAAUUUCAAGUGCCUACGUUUAGCCGUUUAAGCUGUGCGUUGAUAUGUCAGUCAGUCAGUUUCUCCUUUUAUAUAUUUAGAUAAUAACACCACGCUGCUCCAGUGCGGGUUGGCGGAGGUGUUUGGGUUAAUCUCUUCUUCUAAUCCUUUUAUCCCCUGUUGGGAUGUAGGGCGCGAAUAACAGAUUUCCACUCGUCGCGAUUUUGGGCUAGUGGUCCGAUAAAAUAACGAAUGAAUGGUAAAUUGUAUACUUUUUAAAUUUUAAUUUAUUGUCACUUAAUUUAUUACACUUUUCAUCUAAAGUAUUCUCGUUCAGAUUUCAAUUUCUAAAAACCGUGUUGUUUUCCCGAUGAUUCAUUUAUUUAUGUGAAUAUUUUUUAUAAGUGUAUUUGCGAUGAGUCGCUUUUAACUAGAGCCAUCUACUACCGUAUAGUUAGUGAAUGUUUUUUUCCAACAAUAAAGAGAUACGUACACACGGCGGUCCGUGUUGCUCUAUGUACGUACACCACAGUCAGUGGAUAAUGGUUAUUAUACUGGUGCUGAUUCCUGUACACACCAUCUAAUUUUAGUUAUUCCUGUCAUUUUCUUCUCCGCUGAAAAGGAAAGGGACGGGUAAUCGACGGGUAUAAAAGUUAUGCAACACACGUCAAUUUUAGGCAGAAAUUUAAAAAGACCCUUCCAAAAUGUGAUAUUGGCCAAUAACCCGACAGAAUUAAGUUGUCAGCAAACGUCAAACGGGUUGCAUAUGAGCGACAUGCUUAUUUAUAUUAUACUUAUUAAACAUAGGUUUCCCUCUUGCCUUCCGCCCAAUUAUACCUAUACGCCCGGGUUAUUCAUUCAUCGAGGUGUCCUGCAGACACAUCCUAAUUUUAAGUUAUACCCGUCAUUUCUUAUCCACCCAAAAGGAAACUGACGGAUGAUUGACAACUUGUUAAUUUUAAAACGAAUGAAUAACCCGGGCGAAUAAAAUAGGCAUCUCGCUGUUAUGCAAUCCGUUUGACGUGCUGUCUACUUAACUGGUUAUUGGCCGAUGUAAAAUGUUUAAUCUGUUGUUUUAGAUUUCUGCUUAAAAUUGCCCUGUGUUCCAUACAUUUUAUGCCUGUCGAUUACCGGUCCCUUUCUUUUUCAGAGGAUAAGAUCAUGACAGGUAUAACUUAGAAUAAAAUUACAUAGCGUCUGCAGGAAUUAGCACCAAUAUGUCUAUGUCAACAGUAGUAAGUACGAUCAGUUGCGAUAUGCACCCUUUUGUAUUAGGAAAUUCUACGUAUGUUUAGGCACCUUGUAUUUAUAACAAAAUAUCAAUGUUUAAAACUUUGUGUCUUGAAAUAAUGUAAGCGUGAUGAUGUAAGUAGAAUUAUGUAUAGAAUACCCGCAUAACUUAGAUUUACAAUUUCAGUAAUUAUUAGUCAUAAUUCGCAUUCCAGAUGUGUUAUAUUUUGGAAAUUUUCUGUAAGUAUAGGCAUACUAAGUGGAUAAAAUAUAUUAAUUGUUGGAAGGCACUGAAUGUGGACUCAUUUACCAGAAAUAUGUAUUGUGGAUACAUUAUUGAUUUAUCAUAGAACUUUAUGAUAGUUAACGUUCAUAUUUUAGUGUAACAAUUACUUACCGCCAUAUUACAAAACGAGAACUAAAUAUGACACUGGUGUUACCAACAUACAUUAACAUACAGGGUGUUAGUGACGUCGUAACGAAAACUUUGAGGGAUGAUUGAGACCAUGAUUCUGAGAUGAUAUGUAGUAGAAUUUUCCGUCGCAAAAGUAUGGAACAGAAAAUAGUAAUAAGAAAAACAAAAAUUUUCAUGAAUUUUCCGACGGAAAAUUCCACUUGAUAUCAACUCAGAAUCAUGGUCUGAAUCAUCCCCCUCAGUAUUUGUUACGGUGUCACUAACACCUAUACCUACUUGUAUGGGUACAGUAUGUACUUGUGCGGGGUGUAAGUGACAUCGUAACGAAUACUAAGGGGGAUGAAACAGCUGAUUAUUCUGAGUUAAUAUCAAGUGGAAUUUUUCAUCGCAAAAGUAUGGAAUUGAAUAUAAUUUAAAAAAACUAAAAAAAAACAUGAAUUUUGCGACGGAAAAUUCCACACAAUCAUCCCCCUCAGUAUUCGUUACGAUGUCACUUACACCCCGUAUAAUUAUGCAAUAAUAGGUAGUAUAGUGUGCGCCAUCAAAAAAGUUCACGUUUUUUUAAAUGGCACUGGUGAGAGCCUCUAGGCUACGUUCCCCAAAAAAGAAAUAUAGAUAGCGCUGUACAAAUUUGUCUUCAUUCAAAUUUGCAAAUGCUUUACAUGUGUAGUUUUGAUAAACAUUCUUGUAAUCAUGUUCCCUCAAUCAGCGCUUUUCGCUAUCGACCCACUAGGGUCGAUUAAUUCUUUCAAAUACUUUUCCUCUCAGACGACGCCCUGAGCCGAGGUUCGGACCCAACUGGGUACUGGGCCUGUUGUCUUAAAAGUUGUACCGGGUGAGAGCCUUCAGCGCUCCCCAUUUGUCCGGCCAAGUAGUUAAUGCCAUCUGCGGCAAAUCUACAAUAGUCAAUAAAUCACGUCAAAUAAAAAUCUUGUAAUCAUGAAAUGUUUUACAAGAGAAUCGCUUGUAAUACAAGCCUUGUGUGAUACAAGUUUUAAUAAACGGGGCACUGCCGGUAGAAAUAUUACUGUUCGUAAUUAAAACACAAUACCGGGUUCUUACCGCGUUAAAAUCAGGGAUAUGAGACUCCCGAUAUAUCAACGCUGUUGCAAGUGCCAUCAUCACGGGGUGACUAGUCUUCCUUUUGUAUUAAGGCGGUUAUUACUAAAUGUGUAAUAUUCUGAUGAAAUUAAAUAAUGAGGGACUUACCAGGCUACAUUCUUCAAAAAUAAUAUAGAUGGCGCUGUAAAAGAUUUUCCUUCGUUUAACCUUCUAAUUUCAUGGAUAACAGUAAAAUGCGGUCAACGCCGCUGGUGGUACAAUUACCAAGUCAAAUAUUGUAAUAUUAAUUAUUAAACCAUAUUGUAUCAUUGUUGGUUGAUCCAAAUAAAAAAAAAACAGACAUAUUAUGCGUCUUCCAUCUUUGUUUUUUAGUAGCAUGGAUAAUGCUGCACCGACAAGAGCGUGGCUCUUAAAUUGAUGAUGAGAUCUUUGUUGUUUGGGUAUAAAUGACGAUCCUUCUUAUCACACCCAGCUACGAUUACAUCUUCCACCCAUUAUUAUUCUGAUCAAAAUAAAGAGAAGCAAUGUAGGUAACAAAACAUAAUAAUACAUAAUGUGAUCCAAAUAUCAAGCGACAAUUAUUUUUAUUUAUGCUUCUGCCAAUAGAUUAUACUUUUGAAUAAUUAUGUACCGGAGUAAUAAGAAAAUAGGUAAUUAUCAAGUCAAAUCUGUACAACGCCAUCUAUAUUCUUUUUGGGGAACGUAGCCUAGUAAGUCCCUCAUUGUUGUGUAGUGUAGUUCUCCUAUGUUCCAUUUAAGAAUAUGAACAUUGUUUAUAGUCAAUUUAUUCUAUAAAUAUUAGGUAACUUAAAAGUUAUUUAAUUGAUGUUCCGGUUUUAAUCUGUAAAAAGCUAACAUAAUAUAUAUAUAUAUAUAUAUAUAUAUAUAUAUAUAUAUAUAUAUAUAUAUAUUAGCCUGAUCGGAACAGUAUACAGGGUGUUAGUGACAUCGUAACGAAAACUUUGAGGGGUGAUUGAGGCCAUGAUUCUGAUAUGAUAUCAAGUGGGAUUUUCCGUCGCAAAAGUAUGGAACUGAAAAUAAUUAAAAAAAACACAAAAAAAUUCAUGAAUAUUCAGACUGAAAAUUGCACUUGAUAUCAACUCAGAAUCAUGGUCUGAACCAUCCCCCUCAGUAUUCGUUACGUUGUCACUAACACCCAUACCUACUUGUAUGGCUACUGUAUGUACUUGUGCGGGGUGUAAAUGACAUCGUAACGAAUACUGAGGGGGAUGAUUUAGCUGAUUAUUCAUCAAGUGGAAUUUUCCAUCGCAAAAGUAUAGAAUUGAAAAUAAUUUAAAAAAACUAAAAAAAAAACAUGAAUUUUGCGACGAAAAAUUCCACCUGAUUUUAACUCAGAAUCAUGGUCUGAAUCAUCCCCCUGAGUAUUCGUUACGAUGUCACUAACACCCUGUAUGUAUAUUAUUUAUGAACGAUAAUCAGAUAUUUUGAUAGAAAAAACAUUGUUAAUAUUAACGUUAGUAAAACAGAGUUCUUAUUUUUCCGGAAGAAAUAAAUAAAUGCUACUUAGAAAAAGUAGCAGAGUAAUUUAAUAAAAGAACGAAAAAUCAUGUUAUAAAAUGGCCCCGAUUCCUGCAGACACCUCCAAAUUUUAUACCUGUCAUUUUCUUAUCCGCCGAAAAGGAAAGGGACGGACAAUUGACAGCUCUUAAUUUUAGAAAGAAUGAGUAAAUGAAUGAAUAACCUGGGCGAAUCAAAAAGGUAUCUCGCUGGUAUGCAAACCGUUUGACGUGUGCUGUCAACUUAAUUCUGUCGGGUUAUUGGUCUAUGUAAAAUUUUUAGACGGUUGUUUUAGAUUUGUGCUUAAAAUUGACGUGUGUUCCAUAAAUUUUAUGCUUGUCGAUUACCCGUCCCUUUCCUUCGAUAAGAAAAUGACAGACAUAACUUAAAAUAAAAUUAGAAGGUGUUUACAGGAAUUAGCACCAUUAUAGGUAUAAUUAAAUUACUUAUCUUCAUAUAUUAUAAAGAACAGUUAUGCUCAAAUUAUUAAUUAUUUAAAUGUUGGUAGAUUUUGAAUAUUCAAAUCCAUAUUUACGUUAUUUUUAGUUUAUUUACUUUAUUUAACGAGGGAUAUGAACUGUUGAGGUGAACAUUUUAUUCAAAUAAGGAUGUUAUCUUAAGAAUAAGAGAGAAAAUUGUCGACGGUAUAUUUAACUAUUGUUGUUGGAUACGACUUUCAUAGGUUCACGCGAAAUAAUAAAAUAAAUACACAAUAUAAUA